UACCAAAAUGUGUAGUAUGGUCUGAGCAAAUGGAAAAGUGUUUCGAGAUGGACUCGCCUCUAGAAUGGUACGUUCCAGUCCGCCUCUCGAGCCUUCCUUUUCCAACUGAAGUAGCAGCCAUGAGGCUCCAGAAGAGGCUGGCCUCCAGCGUCCUGCGCUGCGGCAAGAAGAAGGUCUGGCUGGACCCCAACGAGACCAACGAGAUCGCCAACGCCAACUCACGUCAGCAGGUCCGUAAGCUGGUGAAGGAUGGUCUUAUCAUUCGCAAACCUGUUACUGUGCACUCCCGUGCCCGCUGCCGCAAGAACACAUUGGCACGUCGCAAGGGAAGACACAUGGGAACCGGUAAGAGAAAAGGUACCGCCAACGCCCGUAUGCCAGAGAAGUUGUGCUGGAUGCGCCGCAUGAGGGUCCUGCGUCGUCUGCUGCGUCGCUACCGGGAGGCCAAGAAGAUUGACAGGCACAUGUACCACAGCCUCUACCUGAGGGCCAAGGGUAACGUGUUCAAGAACAAGCGCAUCCUUAUGGAGCACAUUCAUAAGCUGAAGGCAGACAAGGCCCGCAGGAAGCUCCUGUCCGAUCAAGCAGAGGCCCGUCGCUCCAAGACAAAGGAGGCACGCAAGCGCCGAGAGGAGCGUCUCCAGGCCAAGAAGGAGGAGAUGAUAAAGGCCUUUUCCAAGGAGGACGAGACCAAGAAGUGACGUGGUUCUGUCAAUCCUCACUGCCACUGCCACCUGUCAAGUGCCGACAAUAAAAGUGUACAUAAAGCAA
This is a messenger RNA of Gasterosteus aculeatus aculeatus (three-spined stickleback), 771 nucleotides long. RefSeq names its product ribosomal protein L19 (gene rpl19). The record is from RefSeq and is a predicted model, not a curated record. Gene Ontology annotation, biological process: translation. NCBI's taxonomy places the organism in Eukaryota, Metazoa, Chordata, Actinopteri, Perciformes, Gasterosteidae. Gene Ontology annotation, cellular component: cytosolic large ribosomal subunit; ribosome. Gene Ontology annotation, molecular function: RNA binding; structural constituent of ribosome.